Molecule: messenger RNA, 1229 nt
Organism: Amborella trichopoda
Lineage: Eukaryota; Viridiplantae; Streptophyta; Magnoliopsida; Amborellales; Amborellaceae
Source: RefSeq, a predicted model, not a curated record
ACCGCUCGAAAGACAGAGGUCUACCACGAGGGGAGGGGAGGGGAGGGGAGGUGAGGUUGUUUACGAAAUUCGCGGUGAGGAAGCUCUAAAAAUGAAUAGAAAUUGAGCAUAGGGAGAGAGCGGCGUGGCGCAUUGUAUACAAGGGGGAAAUUGAUCGUCUCUGUACGCGAAAGUUUACCGCCCGCCCUUGGAACCUCUAUUCCUCUCUCUCUCUCUCUCUCUCUCUCUCUCUCUAAGGAAGCCGAGCAAAACUUGGAGCAAAUUACACAAAAAUGUCUCGGAGAUAUGAUAGCAGGACCACUAUUUUCUCGCCAGAAGGUCGACUUUACCAGGUCGAAUAUGCCAUGGAAGCCAUUGGAAAUGCAGGAACAGCAAUUGGGAUCUUAUCCACAGAUGGAGUUGUCUUAGUGGGAGAGAAAAAGGUUACCUCUAAACUCCUUCAAACCUCAAAAUCCACUGAAAAAAUGUACAAAAUAGAUGACCACCUCGCUUGUGCGGUAGCUGGAAUCAUGUCUGAUGCCAAUAUUUUGAUCAACACUGCUCGGGUUCAAGCCCAACGGUACACAUACGCAUAUCAAGAGCCAAUGCCAGUUGAGCAGUUGGUUCAAUCUUUGUGUGAUACAAAGCAAGGUUAUACUCAAUUCGGUGGGCUUCGACCAUUUGGGGUGUCAUUUCUGUUUGCAGGUUGGGAUAAGAACUUUGGGUUUCAAUUGUAUAUGAGUGACCCAAGUGGAAACUAUGGUGGUUGGAAAGCUGCAGCAAUUGGGGCCAAUAACCAAGCUGCCCAAUCAAUGCUAAAACAGGAGUAUAAGGAUGAGAUCAAUACAGAGGAGGCGGUUCAGCUCGCGCUCAAGGUUCUCAGCAAGACGAUGGAUAGCACGAGCUUGACUUCGGAGAAGCUCGAGUUGGCUAAAAUAUACUUGCCAUCACCCUCUGGUGAGGUGAAGUACCAAGUUUGCUCGGCUGAUUCGCUAGAGAACUACUUGGUGAGGUUUGGGGUCACCCAACCUCCUGCUGAUGCCUCUUGAGAAUCAUGUUGAGGUUUUCAUAAUGUUAGACAUUUUGGGGAAUUUGUUUUUUUGUUGCUUUUUCUUUAUUUGGAUUUUGGUUAGUAGACAUUUGAGUAAGAUUGUGCCAUCAUGUGGACAUGCAUUUGGCUGGUUAGGCUUCAUUGCAUGUCCCUUGACAAACUUGUGCUUUACUUCUAUCUAAUACACUCUUUACUGAAA